AUGGCUCUAAGGGCGGCCGUUAGCAGGCCAUUGAGCGCCGCUGUCCGCUCAGCCAGCUCUUCCGGAUCUGUUGCUGUACGUGCUUUUGCAUCGACAGCUUUACGAGCAAAGGAUGUCGCUGCAGAUAGCUCUGAGACCCCCAACAUGAGGUUCGCUCCUCGUGAUGCAAUGGGCAAGCUCAAAGCUCCUAUCGUCAAUCCCACCGACAAGUACCAGGAGAAGGGAGAGGCAUUGCACAAGUACGGACAGUACUUGAUGUCAUGUCUGCCGAAAUACAUCCAACAAUUUUCGGUUUGGAAAGACGAAUUGUGCAUUUACAUUCCUCCCUCGGGCGUCAUUCCUGUCUUCACCUUCCUGAAAUACCACACCGCCGCAGAGUACACUCAGAUCUCUGAUAUUACUGCUGUCGACUACCCUACCAAGGACCAGCGUUUCGAGGUCGUAUACAACAUGCUUAGCAUUCGACACAACUCCCGCAUAAGGGUCAAGACAUACGCGGACGAGGCAACACCUGUUCCCAGUAUCUGUGAUCUGUACGAUGGUGCCAAUUGGUACGAGCGAGAGGUCUACGAUCUUUUCGGUGUUUUCUUCGUCGGCCAUCCAGAUUUGAGGCGUAUCAUGACCGACUACGGCUUCGAUGGCCACCCUCUCCGCAAGGAUUUCCCAAUGACUGGUUACACCGAGAUUCGAUAUGACGAAGAGAAGAAGAGGAUCGUCGUCGAGCCUUUGGAGAUGACGCAAGCAUACAGGAAUUUCCGUGGUGGCUCAUCCGCCUGGGAGCCAGUUGGCCCUGGUGACAACAAGACACCAGCUCAGCCAGAGCCCCCGAAGGAGGGCGAGCAAAAGAAAUAG
Aaosphaeria arxii CBS 175.79 is the source of this 852-nucleotide messenger RNA. RefSeq lists its product as uncharacterized. Bases 1 to 852 code for a protein of 283 amino acids. The record is from RefSeq and is a predicted model, not a curated record. Lineage: Eukaryota; Fungi; Ascomycota; Dothideomycetes; Pleosporales. The transcript is spliced from 4 exons. Gene Ontology annotation, molecular function: NADH dehydrogenase (ubiquinone) activity.